GACAAAAAAUUAAGGUGAAUGCAUUUUUACUAGGAAUUAAAAAACAAGCUCAACGAGGUAUCACAUUCCAUAUUCGCACCAUUAUUGGCAAAGUUAUGAACAUAAUACUGUCAUUUUUAUGAGAUAAUCAGAGGUAACGAAUUUUCGAUAUUAAUACACACACAUAUUAUUUUAAAGUAAUUCAAAUUUAUUUAUCGUCUCUCUAAAAAUUUUAAUUUUAACUUCGAAGUAGAUUAUGUUUUGUGAUAAAAACAAUGCCACCGUAUUUUGACAAAUUUUAGAAUCAUUUUCAAGAUUCUAAUAACGGACAGAAUUUACUUGGUUUUAUCUACAAAGCUAGUCUAGGGUUAAAUGCAAAUAAAACACGUAAUUUAAACAGAGAGAAAUAGUCUCUUUGUUUAAAUUAUUUGCCAAGUUGGCGCAAUCGAUACAUCGAUAACAUACACCCACCUGUCCCCGGAACUGGCACAUUUAGCCAAAACCGCUGUACUAGUCCUCCCCCGCUAAUCAGCUCUAUCGGGAAACUAGCCAACCAGCCAGCACUGCCUGUGUAUAAACAGUUGGCAAGAAACGAAACCGAAAAACAGAAGUUUUGGUCGAAAUGGCAGCGUAAAAACCCAUUAAAGCCAUUUCCAUUAUUGCACGGCCGAGUCGAAAAAUAUAUACAUAUAUAGAAACGUAGCAGAUAACAGGCAAAGAAGCGGAAAAGCAGCAAAAUACCCGGAACAUAUUGAUACAUAUGGACGUAGACUUCAAGAUAACGAAAGUAGUAUUCCCGAUAAUAUAUAAUGGUAGCAGCCAAGUACGAGCGGCUGAAUUCCAGUGGUGAGGCGGGUGGAAAUGGAAAUGCCAGUGAUGCGGAAGACGAGGAGAUCGAACUCAGUAUUGCUCAGAAAACGCAGUUGAGCAAUGGCCAUCGUUUGCGUCAGAGCAACUUUAAGUACGCCAGCGGGAAGUCCGGAACCGGUGAAUCUGCGGGAGCUGCGGAAACGGCCACGUCGGCUCAGAACCAGAACAUGAUGAUGCAAAUGGCCGUGGGCACGUUGGCCAUAAUACUAUUGUAUCUGACGCUUUCUAUAUCGCUGACCUUCUAUCAAACCGACAUCAACCGGCAGAUGCCCUUUCCCCUGGCCAUUGUGUCGUAUCACUUGGUUGUGAAGUUUCUUCUAGCUGCCUUGGCGCGGAAGAUCUAUAGGCUGCGAAUGGGCAGAUCGAGGGUACAGCUGGAUUGGCGAAUUGCCCUAAGGAAGAUGGCACCCACGGGAGUAGCCAGUGCGAUUGAUAUAGGAUUCUCUAACUGGGGUUUGGCCCUGGUGCCCAUCUCACUAUACACAAUGACGAAAUCAUCAACUAUCGUCUUCAUCCUGCUAUUCGCCAUCGCUUUGGGACUGGAAAAGAAGAGCUGGUAUCUGGUCUCGAUUGUGGGCCUGAUAGGCACUGGCCUGGUGAUGUUCACCUACAAGUCCACCCAGUUCAAUGCCCUGGGCUUCUUUUUCAUCCUCUUUGCCUCGCUGAGCAGCGGAUUGCGAUGGAGUUUUGCGCAGUUCAUAAUGCAAAAGUCGAAGCUGGGAUUGCACAAUCCCAUCGACAUGAUAUACUACAUGCAGCCAUGGAUGAUUGCAUCGCUAGUGCCUUUGGUCAUUGUUCUCGAAGGAGCCCGUUUCGUCGCGGUGAUUGAAGAUCUCCACACCCACACAUCGAACGAAAUAACCUGGGCAAUUGCCAAGAUAACAGCCGGGGCUUUGCUGGCCUUCCUCAUGGAAUUCAGCGAGUUUCUGGUUCUGUGCAAGACCUCCAGCCUAACGCUCUCCAUAGCCGGUAUCUUCAAGGACAUCUGCCAGUUGGCCCUGGCUGUGACCCUCAAAAAAGACCAGCUGAGUGUGAUUAACUACAUUGGCCUGGUCAUUUGCCUGGCGGGUAUUGUUUGCCAUCUUCUGCACAAGUACACUAGUAUGAAGGAGACUCAGAGGCAGCAGAAAGACUUGGAAUCUGAUAACGACCAAGACCAGUCUACGGGCGAAUAUAAAUUCAACGAGGGUAGUGCCAUUGCGGGUGUCCAUGUAAAAUCGCACUCAACGCUGACAGUGCCAUUACUUGAGCAAACCGACUCUGAGGACGAGUCCGGUCACGAUCCUAACAAACAAAAUGCCUCCGAUGUGAUCUUCGAUGUAUUGAAACGACGCGACAUGCAGCGAUAAAGGCUGAUCCUUGUACAGAUGUCCUGUAAAUGUUGUAAAUUCGAGCGACCUUUAUGUUUACAAACACCAUUCCCCACACUACUACUUACCACACUGGGAUAGCAAUGCAGGUUUUAUGUAAGUUAGUUAGUUUGACAUUUCCCAAUACGAUUGUUACACCGAUUUUCCGGAUUCCUCAAUGCAUUCCCACUUCGUGCAUUUAGCAGAUAGGCUAGAUUUAUGAGAAAACUAUGAAAUUGAAAAGUGUGUGCUAUCCUGGUACGAAUGACGCUCUUACUUAAGCUGUUCCCAUCUUGACGACGCAAAAUCUUAGGGGCGAGAGGUAAACUUUGGACAAUAUCAUAAAAUCUAGGCAUUUAUUCUAGCAAUUUGUAUGUCAGUAUUUAGCAAACCACCUUAAACAUUCUGUUAAAUCUACUAAAUAUCUCAUUUAAAAUUUUGCAUAUAUAGCAAAUAGCUUAAUUCAUUUUUCCAUUUUAAAAGUUACAGAUUUAUUAAGAAUUGUCCAAAGUUAGCUUUAGAUCCUGAAAACUAUCUCGAUUUUUUCGUAAAAACUCACAUUUAAGUCAUAAAUGCAAAUGUAAAAAUAAGAAAGCCUUAAUGACCUUUUAAUUGUUCCUUAAUUGGCACUCCAAUUUUAAUUGUAAAUCAUUUUAGUUAUAAGAAAUUUUUGAAUUUGAAACCUCCCGAAAAUGUCUGAUAAAAUUAAACAAGGGCCAUUGUUUUUUUAACAAAUUAUAAAUAAUGUCUUUGUUGUUUUUAGUUGAUAAUGCUUCUGUUUUGUUGAGUUUUUGACAUUUUGUAUUCAUAAGUUUAUAAGAUAAUUUCAAAUAUAUAUUAAAUACAUA
Messenger RNA from Drosophila eugracilis, 3046 nucleotides. RefSeq names its product solute carrier family 35 member C2. The record is from RefSeq and is a predicted model, not a curated record. Bases 789 to 2198 code for a protein of 469 amino acids. Gene Ontology annotation, biological process: UDP-glucose transmembrane transport. Gene Ontology annotation, cellular component: Golgi apparatus; cis-Golgi network; endoplasmic reticulum-Golgi intermediate compartment. The transcript is spliced from 4 exons. Gene Ontology annotation, molecular function: antiporter activity. Lineage: Eukaryota; Metazoa; Arthropoda; Insecta; Diptera; Drosophilidae.